UGGGGAGCACACACGUGGAGCACUGAUGUCUCCCCACUUCUCCUACAGAUGAUGAGCUGCAUGGCCAAGGCAAUCACACUGCAAGUAACGUGAGCGAUGGACCAGGAAUGAACACCACCGUUAACGAAUUUGACACCAUCGUCUUGCCUGGGCUCUACCUCGUUAUAUUUGUGGCAAGCAUCCUGCUGAAUGGUCUAGCCGUGUGGAUCUUCUUCCACAUUAGGAAUAAAACUAGCUUCAUAUUUUAUCUCAAAAACAUAGUGGUCGCUGACCUCAUAAUGACGCUGACAUUUCCCUUUCGAAUAGUCCACGAUGCAGGAUUUGGACCCUGGUACUUCAAGUUUAUCCUCUGCAGAUACACUUCAGUCCUAUUUUAUGCAAACAUGUAUACUUCCAUCAUGUUUCUUGGGCUGAUAAGUAUCGACCGCUACCUGAAGGUGGUAAAGCCAUUUGGCGACUCUCGCAUGUACAGCAUAACUUUUACGAAGGUUUUAUCUAUUUGUGUUUGGGUGCUCAUGGCUGUUCUGUCCUUGCCAAACAUCAUUCUAACAAAUGGUCAACCAACUAGGGAAAAUAUUCAUGACUGCAUCCAGCUUAAGAGUCCCUUGGGAGUGAAAUGGCAUAAGGCCAUUGUCUAUGUCAACAGCUGCCUGUUUGUGGCUGUGCUGGUGAUACUGAUCGGAUGUUACAUAGCCAUAUCCAGGUACAUCCAUAAAUCCAGCCGGCAAUUCAUAAGCCAGUCGAGCCGAAAGCGAAAACAUAACCAGAGCAUCAGAGUGGUGGUGGCUGUGUUUUUUACCUGCUUUCUGCCCUAUCACUUAUGCAGGAUUCCUUUUACUUUUAGUAACUUGGACAGACUUUUAGACGAAUCGGCACACAAAAUCCUGUAUUACUGCAAAGAAAUGACACUCUUCUUGUCCGCGUGCAACGUGUGCCUGGAUCCAAUAAUUUACUUUUUCAUGUGUCGCUCAUUUUCAAGAAGGCUAUUCAAGAAAUCAAAUAUCAGAACCAGAAGCGAAAGCAUCCGAUCACUGCAAAGUGUCAGAAGAUCAGAGGUCCGCAUAUACUAUGAUUAUACUGAUGUGUAA
Messenger RNA from Camelus dromedarius (Arabian camel), 1088 nucleotides. RefSeq names its product G protein-coupled receptor 87 (gene GPR87). Gene Ontology annotation, biological process: G protein-coupled receptor signaling pathway. Gene Ontology annotation, cellular component: membrane. The record is from RefSeq and is a predicted model, not a curated record. Gene Ontology annotation, molecular function: G protein-coupled purinergic nucleotide receptor activity. Bases 108 to 1088 code for a protein of 326 amino acids. The transcript has a single exon. NCBI's taxonomy places the organism in Eukaryota, Metazoa, Chordata, Mammalia, Artiodactyla, Camelidae.